Messenger RNA from Kwoniella shivajii, 1092 nucleotides. RefSeq lists its product as uncharacterized. Gene Ontology annotation, cellular component: endoplasmic reticulum membrane. Gene Ontology annotation, biological process: sphingolipid biosynthetic process. The transcript has 3 exons. The record is from RefSeq and is a predicted model, not a curated record. Gene Ontology annotation, molecular function: iron ion binding; sphingolipid delta-4 desaturase activity. Bases 1 to 1092 code for a protein of 363 amino acids. NCBI's taxonomy places the organism in Eukaryota, Fungi, Basidiomycota, Tremellomycetes, Tremellales, Cryptococcaceae.
AUGGCUAUCGAAGCGCUCCACAAAAUGGUGUACUCAUCGACAAAUUUGUUCCAUCAUCAAUGCGCAUACAACUCCACCUUAUUAUCAGUCAUAACACCUAACACCCUUCAUGCUCCUUUUUACCAUACCACAAAGCCAUCGUAUAUCGCCCUCGCAGCAUCAAAGCCAUUCAACCUUCUCGCCCCGAUAUUAGUAUAUUGGGCUAUAUGCACAGUCUUUCACUAUUUAGACACCGCCAAAUAUCCAUAUUUCGAGAACAGACGUAUACAUGAAUCACCUGAAAUGAUAGCUAGAAACAAAGUGACUUUCAACGAAGUAAUCAAAGCUGUAUUCUUACAACACGCCAUACAACUCGUACUGGGCUACUUAUGGUUCGAGGAUUCCGAAGUAAUCCUCAGAGACCAGAUAUAUGUCGAUCAUCUCUCAAAAAUGGCGAAUUUGGUUCCUUGGGUAGCAGAUGGAACUUUAUUGUUACUCGGCAAGAGGGCAGGAGAACAGGUCUUAUUGAAACAUGGAGAGAAACUGGUAGCUUGGAUAUAUUGGUGGGGUAUUCCUAUAGCCCAAAUGUACUUUGCUUUUGCGGUCACAGAUACAUGGCAAUACUUCAUGCAUCGAGCAAUGCACAACAACCGAUUCCUGUAUCGACACUUCCAUUCUCACCAUCAUCGAUUAUACGUCCCAUACGCUUUUGGAGCCCUCUAUAAUCACCCAGUCGAGGGAUUCUUCCUUGAUAGUUUGGGAUCCGCAGUUGCUGAAAAGGCAGCCUUCAUGACUUUACGUCAAGCAACUCUUCUCUUCGUAAUAUCAAGUAUCAAAACGGCAGAUGAUCAUUGUGGAUAUAAGUUGUGGUGGGACCCUUGUCAAUUAUUAUUCGCAAACAACGCAGAUUAUCAUGACAUCCAUCAUCAAGCUUAUGGUAUCAAAUCAAAUUUCUCUCAACCAUACUUCACAAAUUGGGACCGAAUACUUGGUACUCAGAUGUCAAGAACAGAGGCUGACGGUAAGACAAGAUGGAAGAAACUAGGUCAUGAGUAUUCGGAACAUGACAAACAUAAUGUCAUUUCAGAAGGUCAUGCUAAAAAAGUGAAUUAG